Molecule: messenger RNA, 2542 nt
Organism: Camponotus floridanus (Florida carpenter ant)
Lineage: Eukaryota; Metazoa; Arthropoda; Insecta; Hymenoptera; Formicidae
Product: leucine-rich repeat-containing protein 45
Exons: 6
Coding region: 279-2417 (712 amino acids)
Cellular component (GO): centrosome
Molecular function (GO): protein binding
Source: RefSeq, a predicted model, not a curated record
ACGGCUGUCAAACCAGUUAUUGGCCUGAAUAUACUGAUCGCUCCCAGAUCAGAAGUGGCCAUUAAAUUUCAAAGAAAAAGAAAUUACGGCUGCGACCGAGAACACUUUCGUUUUUCGCUGUAUGUCGUAAUUUUUAUAUUAAAAUUGGUUGAUGAGUAAAAGACGAUAAAGGAUUAGCGAUAAGUAUAAAGCAAUCUUUUUACGACAUUCGGCGUGAAAAUAUAUAUAUUUAUAUCUGUUGGAAAAGUUAUCACAAAAGUUUUAAGUUUUGCAUAAAAAUGUUACAAGAUUAUGAAUUUUUUCUUCGUUUGUGCAAGAAACGUAAAAUUUUCUCGGCUCAUGAGAUCUCAGAUGCGAUCAAAGUUAGCAGUAUCACUGGGGAAUUACGAUUAUCUUGCCUAUCAAUAAUAAUACCAAUUUGCGAGAUUAUAGCACAGACAUUAGUGUCCAGUUCUACGAUUAAAACACUCGAUAUGAGUGACUGCAUGUUACUACCAAAGGGUCUUGAUAGCAUUCUUAACGCAUUCUGCGAGGGAACUACUGUGACAACUCUAAAGUUAAAGGGUAAUAAUGUAAAUGGGCCUUCAGUUGCGCAAUUAGGACGGAUUCUUGCAUACAACAACACACUCAAACAAUUAUAUAUCGAGUGGAAUAGCAUAGGAUCUUAUAUAGAUUCAUUUGCUAUUUUCUGCGAUGGCUUAACUAAAAAUCACAACAUCGAGCAAGUCGAUCUCAGAUACAAUCAAAUAUCGCCACAUUGCGCUCAGCAUCUAUGUAAAAUGAUACAUCGGAAUAAGGUUUUGAAAAGCAUCGAUUUGUCCUGGAAUACAUUGGGCUUGCAAGGCGGGCAACUGCUAUUGAAAGCAAUAUGUGAAAACAAGAUUAUUACCAACCUUGUUCUGUAUGGAAACUGUAUACCUGAGGACAUUAUGUUAGCGAUUGAAAAACAGCUACAAGAAAAUCGUCAUAGAUAUUCCAUUGCCAAAAUCGCUUUAUCUAUCGAUGCAAAAUUCAUAAAAUUUCCGACAGAAACGAUAGUAAAGGAUUUUAUACUGUCAACAACAAGUAACGAUCUUAAAACUGCAUAUUCAGAGCAAAAGCAUUUAAUGCUGCAUCAGAAAGAAAAAGUCGAGACUGUUAUUCUUCAAUCAUCUGCAAAUAUGGAGAUUAACGAUCGAAUUAAUCUUUUAGAAAUAAACUCGGGAAUAAAUACAGAAUUGGAUGACGAUAAAAAUAAUUCAAACGCACGUGUAAAUAUUUCCUCAAGAGAUUACAAUAAUAAGGCAACCGAGAUAGAUGCCAAGAUUGUCGAUCUCGCUAAAAUGUUACAGGAACGUACUACAGUAAUCGAUCAACUGACCGGUGAGCUCACGACAAAAAUCGCAGAGAUGAAUGAUAUACAAGCACAGCUAAGCUUGCUACAAACUGAGAUUAAUCAAUUGCAGGAGGAGAAGCAGAAGUUUGAUUCGGAUAAAGCUAGGGAAAUUGCCGAAUUGCAGAAGAGUCAUGAUGAAGCAAAGAAAAACUGGCAGAAGAGUUAUAAGGAUUUGAAGAACGAUUAUAGUGAAUGUUCGCAAAACAAAAAAGAGGCAGAUUCUAAGAUUCGACAAUAUGAAAAAGAAAUUCACAAAAAUCUAUUGAAUAUUGAUUUACAAAGGAAUAAGCUUGAAUCUACUACGCGAGCGUACGAAGAUCUGCUAUCGAAGAAUAAGAUUGAUAUGUAUCGUUUGAAAAGAGAAUCCAAGGAGCGCGAUAAUAAAUACAGAAUCGAACUCAAUAUUCUGAAAAACACACUAAAAGAGAUUACACAAGCUUUUAAAGUUUGCCAGAGCAAAUUACAUAAAAGCAGAAGCAAACUGCACGAUUUGUGUGAAAAACAAAGGCUUUUAAAGAUUAAAUUAAACGACGCGGAGCAUAAAGUAUUCAGGUAUGCAAAACUGGAAGAAAGUUACAAAAAAAUAGAAGAGGAGAAAAAUAUAUUGAAAGAAAAAUUGGCUGAUUCUCAAAGAAUUGUGUCCUUCUUGCAAUGCCAAAUAUCAAGUUUUCAGAACGAGUUAGUCGAACCUCAAAGACAAUACAAUUUGCUUAAAGAUAAGCUUAAUCAAGAAAAACAGAUAAGCGAGAAGUUAAAACAAGAACUUUUCGAGGAAAGAGCAAGAUUAAAAGAUCAAAAUAUUCAAAUGGAAAAUAUGAAUCAACAGAUUACUGCGCUCCAUGUGCGAUUAAACGAAGUUCAAAUUAUUCACACUGAACUGUUUUGCGAUAGCGAUAGAGAAAGAAAACAGCUCCAAGACAUUAUUUCCAGCAAAGAACGUAAUAUUACGGAAUUACGCAUUGGAGAAGUUCAAAGGGCUGGACAACUUUAUGCAGCAUUUAGCAAAUACCUGAGUUCUAUAGGCCCACAUCCAAUUUUGUGAUUCUUUCAAAGCAUCAAUAUUUACUUCUAUAAGAGCACACAAUACAGCAAAAUAUAUAAUAUAAAUAAGUCACAUAUAGGCACAAAUUUCACAUUAUUGGCAGUUUUUUGGCCCAAGCAUAUUGA